This is a messenger RNA of Clupea harengus (Atlantic herring), 3173 nucleotides long. RefSeq lists its product as uncharacterized. Lineage: Eukaryota; Metazoa; Chordata; Actinopteri; Clupeiformes; Clupeidae. The record is from RefSeq and is a predicted model, not a curated record. Gene Ontology annotation, molecular function: protein binding; calcium ion binding.
UCUUAAACAAAUAACAUUUAAAGUUGAUCAAUUGAAACAAUAAACGCUAAUAAUCAAACCUACACAACAACGAUGGCGAUGUGUAAGAACACCGUAAUAUUUCUGUUGAUGUCCGUGCAUGUCUACUACUCACGUUCUUUAGGGGACCGCACCAAUUACAACUUCUCCCUUUGCUGGUUGAUGAAUACCAACGCUGCUUCUACUAGCAGACCAAAAAUCAGUGUGUGGUUGAAUGAAGCCGAGCUGAUGUCCAUUGGGAAGUUCGGAAAAUUUAACUCCCUGACCGUUCAAACAUCCGAACAGCACUCUCUGAAACUUCAGUAUGGAGACAUUGCGCGAACAUGGACGUUUUCUGUCAGUGACGGUUCAAAUACCAUAGAGAUCCAAAGUGCACAUUCUUCAGUAGAGGCAACACCCAAUCAAAUUGUACUGGAUGCCCUCAAGGUCUUUUCACCAGAGCAAAUGUAUGCAUGUGAGAAAGACCCUCUAUAUCUCCAUCAAAGUGAAGACUUCAUUCUGAUGUUAGGCCACACCACUCGCUUUCCUCUGAAACUGGAGUCCCACAGCUCCUCCAUGCUCCUUGUGUCCUGGAGAGACGCAGGUGACCCCGGCCACCCUCUUCCUCUUCCUCGCCUUCACUCCGUCUCCAUGUACCAUCGGGAGCUGGGGGCUUACGCCGCACUGGGCGCGGACACCACAGCCUCACCGUACUACCGCUUCAGCAGCCUGCAGGGCUGCAUGCCUUAUGUGGCUUGCCUCGAGCUGCCUGCCAGCCCCUCAGUCACCUGUCUGUCCACCAUCACAGAUCCAGAUGUGCCCAUAAGGUUCCAGGUGACCUCAUGGAACAGCAAUCAGGUGACCGUGGAUUGGAAGUGCCCAAGGAACCAUAAGUAUUCUCUCUUCCUGCUCACGCUGUUCCACCUCAAUGGCACCGACCACAUUGUGGAGGAGAGGACCCACAGGCACCAACAGCAUCCGUUUAUCUUCACUGCGUCCAACCUGCCACCCUGCAGCCGCAUUCGGUUCGGCCUGCAGACGGUGUGUGAUUCCGGCAAAGACUCCCGCACCAGCAAGAUGGUGAUGAUCGACGGGAACUCUGCCCAUUCUGCAAUCCAAAGCAUCCAUCAGUCUGAUGCAGGCCCAGAAGACUACACCUUGAGCUGGUCGGUCAUGGACAUCUCAAUGAUCACAAUGUUCAAAGUGUACCACCAGGGGGCGCUGCACGGCUCCACACUCUUCACCGCACACAUGGUGAUGGGUCUGGCACCAUGUCAAUGCUACCAGGCCCGGGUGGAGGCUGUGUGUGGCGAGAGCGUCGUCAUGAAUGUGAAGACCCUUGAGACGUACACAGGUCCCCGGGUUGUGUCUGACCUGCGCUAUCGAGCGGAGGACUCCACUGCUCUGUGGAGUGGCCCCACCAGCCCCGACGGGGCCUUCAGCUACAAUCUCACCCAUGAGAACGGCUCGCCGGUCAGCAGCGGCAGUCUUCCCGAGCCCCUGCUUCCCCUCAGGGAUCUGUCCCCGGGCUUGACCUACGUCCUGGAGGUGUGGGAGGAGUGCCAGGGGUGGGGGUCCCCCAGCAGGGCGGUGCUGUGCUUCGACGCACAGACUGUGCCGAAGAUGGAUGUCCGCAGUGGUGGGAUUAGGGGAGACGGAAAGAUGUCUGAUUUUUUGAGGAGCAUGAGUUCUGUGUGGUCACCGCUGGCCGUGAUUGUACCCUGGAGGCCGUCUGCCGAUUUAAACGAUCCAAAGUCCCGACCACGAGUUGAGCUGGAAAGGGUGGUCAAGAACAAGAUCUUAGAGCUUCUCAAAGACUUCCCUCACCCUGUAAGUGUUGAUGUUUUGACAUUUGAGGACUAUGGAAGUGGAACGCAGACAAAACUCAAUGCUGUGCUGUUGAGUGCCUCAGUUACGGAUACAACGGUUCCAUUCUCUUCAGCUGAAGUGCUAGAAUUCAUCCAGUCUCUUUCACCAGUUGGAGUUACAGUCGAAAACGGCAUGGUCUACUGGGAUGACCCAGAUGAGUGUUCCAUGCUUGAGCUAAACCAGUGCGCUCCUCACUCUGUGUGCAUCAACACUUUGGAUUCCUACACCUGUGUCUGCCAAGAUGGCUACUAUGAUGUCAGUCCCCUCCUAAAUCCAACCACAGCAUGCCAUGAGAAUGGCUUGUCUACGCAGUGCUCCCAAGCCUUCAUCAGGGGCAGCAUUGCCAAAGCUUACCUCGUGGACUACUUUGGGGGCAACGUCACCAUGGUCCUGAACGAUGGGCGAUGUCCUGUGUUGGAGAGUGAGACGCUGUACUACUUUAGGGCGUCGCGCAACCCCGGUCACUGUGGCACCAAGAUAGUGGUGAACAGGACCCAUUUUGAGUUCAUAAACGUGGUGACGGUGACUGCGAGCAGAGAGAGGGUCAUCAUUCGGCGAGACCUGAAGGUGUUCUGGAAGUGCGUCAACCCCAGACACUACCUGCGGAACGAUGAGAUGAAGAUGCACCUUGAGUGGAUAUCCUCUUACUCACUGGUGGAGUACAACUCCUCUCACAUCCUAGAGGUUGCCAUGGCCUUGUACAGGGACGACUCGUUUACGCACAACUACACACACGCCGUUAGCCUCCUUCCAGAAGAAUUCCUGUAUUUGGAGGUGGCCCUCAAAGCACACAACACUUUUGCGUCCGAUCUGCUUCUGGAGGUGGUGAUGUGCUGGGCAACAGAGAGUCAGAACCCUGAGGACAAAACUAAGGGUAUACUACUCAGAGAUGGGUGCCCAGUGGACCUAACAUUCCAUUGGCUGUCAGAAAAUGGCAUGGCACAGAUGACCCGGUUCUCUGUCCAGAUGUUUUCUAUGCCAGCCGGACUGCCGUUCUACAUCCACUGCCUCACCAGAGUCUGUGCCCCAGAUGAGAACUGCACUACGACUUGCCCUGCAAAGAUGUCGUCUAAAGUCCGCAGAGACCUACGCCAUACUCCAUCGGCUGUUGUAUCGGCUGGGCCAUUGUUGGUUGGCAACAUCUCAUCAGCUCACAGUAUAAACUCAAAAUGGAAUGAGAUUGUGAUGCUUAUGACUGUACUGGGAGGAAGUAUAGGCCUUCUGGUGUUUACCCUCUUAGUUGUAACUGCAACAAAAACACUACUAAACCUCUAUGGCAGAGUUCAAUAAAUCAACAUCAAAUAUAA